Penicillium brasilianum is the source of this 2076-nucleotide messenger RNA. The record is from the annotation of a GenBank genome assembly. Lineage: Eukaryota; Fungi; Ascomycota; Eurotiomycetes; Eurotiales; Aspergillaceae.
CCGAAAUGAUGCCUGCACUCUCCGUGAUGGGAUUUGUGAUUUCGUGAUGGGACUGACGAGAGCGGACUCGACCAAUAGGAGGAAUACAUUCGUCCAAUUUGACUUCCGUACGUGGCAAAUCGUACUAUACUUGGCCAUGAGUGGUGAGUUUUGGGCGACUAACAGCCUCAAGUGCUUAUCAUCGUGAAGGAGGAAUACGAGAUAGUUCGGCAAGAUCAAGGGUCAACUUUGCUGAUGGUCGGAGUGUUGCGUGCUUACUUCACUGCAACGCGGAAAGGCGUGAAGAGCGCCGAGGGCGCCACGGGGUCAGCAUGAAGCUUUUAAAGAGCCAUAGAAAGCCCGAUUGAGGGCAUGAGAAGUCUUCCGAGUCCAGAAAUCACUGCAACAUGACGGGAGAAUCUCAGUCCUUCCGGGUCGUCAACUCCGGGCUCGUGCCCAUUCUGUUCAUUGUCGGUGCCGUGACGCUUAUCUAUGUGUUCUAUACCAACAGGUACCGACGGGGGCUCAACCAUGUCCCCGGGCCGUGGGCGGCCGGACUAUCGAAUCUGUAUCGACUCGGCCGCGUGGUGGUAGGCCGUGCCCAUACUCACGACAUUCAUCUCCAUAGGAAGUACGGCACUGUGGUUCGCAUCGGUCCCAACGCGGUCUCCGUCAGCAACCCCGAAGCCAUCCAGAAGAUCUAUGGCAUCUCAGCCAACCUACCUAAGUCUCACUUCUACCCCGUGAACUUCCCCUACAGCAAUGGCAAGCUUGUGCAGGGGAUCUUCGCCACGACGGACGAGAACGUGCAUCGCAGUAUGAAGAAGCCUAUCGCGAAUCUCUACUCCAUGACCAAUGUCCUGGCCUACGAGCCUCUUGUCGAUGAGACCAUCCGUCUGAUGGUCGCCCAGCUGAAUGCAAGAUUUGUCAUACCGCGCAAGCCCUGUGUCUUCAGUGACUGGCUCCAAUUCUAUGCCUUUGAUGUGAUUAGUUACGUGACGUUCUCUAGCCGAGUCGGGUUCAUGGAGAAAGGGGAGGAUAUCGAAGGCGUAAUGGAGGGAAUCUGGAAUCGCUUCAAGUAUUUCUCUAUAGUCGGACAGAUGCCAUGGCUUGACAAAUUCUGGGAUAAGAGCUCACUCGUCCAUUCGCUUCUGCCUGCCAAGUCCUCUCCCAUCGCGGCGUUCGCCAUGAGUCGUACGGGUAAGAGGAUUGAAGAGCUGGAAAAAGAAAAAUCUGCGCCCGAUCUGGAAAACAAUCGGGUCAAAUCAAAGAAGGACUUUCUCUCUAGCUUUCUUGACGUGAGGGCCAAGAAGACCGAUAUUCCGGAGUGGUACCUCCAAUCGUGGACGAUCUCCAACAUGCUAGCCGGAAGCGACACAACCGCCAUCUACCUGCGGGCAAUCUUCUAUUAUCUCCUCCGCAACCCGGACUCUCUGCGGCGCGUGGUCGAAGAAAUCGACACGGCCGAGGCGGAGGGCCGUCUGUCGCCCAUCAUCACAUACAAGGAGAGCACCUCGCUUGCCUAUCUGGAUGCAUGCAUCAAGGAAGCCGGCCGCAUUCAUCCUGCCGUCGGCCUGCCGCUGGAGCGGGUCGUGCCAUCCACCGGACUCGAAAUCGACGGCUACUAUCUCCCCGGUGGAACGAUCGUCGGCGUGAAUGCGUGGACCGCCGGCCACGACCGCCAGUUCUACGGUGCGGACGCGGCCGACUGGAACCCCGAGCGGUGGCUGGGGGAUAGUGAGCAACGUAGCAAGAUGGAACGGGGAAAUUUGCAGUUUGGUACCGGACACAGAUCCUGUCUGGGGAAGCAUAUCGCGCUGGUGGAGAUGUAUAAGCUUGUUCCACAGCUUCUGCGGGAGUUUGAGAUACGGCUGGUCCAUCCGGAUCGAGAGUGGACUUUGGAGAACUUUUGGGUGGUAAGACAGACGGAUAUGGAUGUGUAUUUUGAGCGCAGGGCUACCUUGUCGAAGAGAGCUGUCCAACUUGAUGAAAAGCCUAGUCUCUGAUGGCGAUGUGUGGCAAAGGAGUAGUGAAACAGAUGCACAGAUAACAGAAAGCCUAGGUAUUAGUGAACGAAUUAUGAGAUUUUACGUGUCU